GGUGAGGACAUGCACGCUCUUUCCGCGGCUACUUCUAGCAGUAGUAGUAGUGCGGCACCAGCUUCUUCCUCUUCGGCAAAUGAAAAUUUGACCACUACAGCGGCUGCCUCUAGUAGUAGUGCGGACGUCAACUACAUUCAUAGUAGUGCUACCAUCUUCCAAGAAGUAGAAGGAAAACGAAAAGGAUCAAGACCUGCCCCUCUCUUGCGACCCGGAGAUGAGAAUCAAGCGAUGUUGAGAGAAGAGGGACAGGCCGCUGCUCCGGCGGAACAGCCACUUCCAGUAGACCACUCGGAGCCGGUGUUGCAGUCACCUCCAGUGGCAGCUACAGCAGUUGAACAUUUGGAUAAAGCGCCAGCAGAAGGAGAAGCAGCAGCACCUUCUGUCGUCAAAAACAUGAUGAGCAAGCAGGGAAAUAACUCCUACAGCAGUUCCUCUGUCAUCAGCAAAGUGGAGGAAGUGGAACAGGUAUCUUCUGUACUCUCAGCUCCUUCGUCAUUUUUACAACAACAACCACAGAGCUCCACGAUUAGCGGCACCGAAGCUGCACCAGCCACUGCAGCUUCUCCAUCAGCCGAUGAGGAACACCAGCUCGACGACGAUUCUGAUGACCAAACCGAGGUGAGUAAACUGUUGAGAACCAUCGGGCUCGAGCUGAAAAAGCCGAUGGACAAAUUCGCGGCGGUUUUGGCGGAAAAUUGGAUCGAAACAUUGGAGGAUUUACAAGAAGUUCCGGACGAACAACUGAAGGAGUGGAAAUUCCCUUUUAAACUAGUGCAGAAAAUCAAACAAGGAUUGAAGAAAGGCGCAGGUGCUGGUGCACGACCCGGUAGUAGUUGUACAACGACCACAGGUGCAACUUCUGCCGAGACAACUGUAGUUGCAGCUCUUCUUGGGCCGUCGACAGCAGCACUUCAGUCAUCUGGGAUGACCACUAGCAAUGCCUCAGCUCCUCUCCAGCAAAACAUUCACCAGCAGGAACUUGCAGCGCAACAAACCAUUGUUCUAAACGACAAGCAGCAAGAAGAAAUGCAAGUCGCGUUGCUGAAACGGGAAUUGCAACACCGCGAGUUGUUGGCAUUCGAGCAGCAAGGUGUUGCGAGCAUGCAUGACAAAGAUUCAUCCUUCUCCUGUCAGCAACUUAAUAACCAGACCGCAGAAUUCUCCACCAUGUCGAUUUCUUCCGGCCCGUUGACGGCCUGUUCGGAGCCAACUACGAGCGGAACAGGGAAUAUGAUUCAACAGCAGAUGAUAAACAAUAUGGCAACUACAACAUCAAAACCGAAUCAUCUUCGCGACCUACACAGCACCAACCUCCGGUUACCCGGCGAGAAUACUUCUACGCGGACAACGUCUUCGGAUGUGGUGAUUCAACCAACUACAUCGGAAAGUAAACUAGACUCCAUUGGCCUUUCAAAUAACUCCAAUUCGGCCGGUCCACCGUCACAUUUUCUCCAGCCCACCGCAACGGCCCACGAGCAGCAGGAACCUUUAGUCGAAACGGGCCCUCACUACCCGCACUUCGCGCACGAGAUUGAGUCCUGUUUCCCGGAACUGCAGGGGAGCAACCGGGCUGCGAACAUAGUGCCGAGUAUCAUCGAGGAUUUGUCCCGGUUUAUCACCGAGGAGGUGCAGCACGAGCUCGCGGAUCACCCGUUAAUUACUACGGGGCCGGACGGAACCACGACAUCAACCGCGCAAGAUGUGCAGUUGGAGUUCGAAAUCAACCCGAUGGGGGACGACCGGGUGGUCACCAUUGAGAGCCACAUUGAGCAGACGCCGCGCACUUCCAUUCUGGAUAAGCCGUACUCUGGGAAUAGGGAAAAAAUCAUCCCGGAAGCAGACGAUGUCUGUCUGUUGCCGGACGAGUUUGGUAGUUGUACCGCUCGUGAUCAACAUCUACUUCCAGGAAGUAGUUGUACUAACACUAGCAGCAAUUAUUCUUGCGACGCGCAGCACCAGCUGCGGUUGCCAACCUCAACCUCGUCCGCGGUGUUUGUAAAUCCCGCGGCGCACCAGCAAAUGCAUGGUUUUUCAUCUACUUCUCAUGGAACAACAACUGCAAGAGGGAGAACAGCCGCGGGUGGCGCUGCAAAUGGUACUACAACCUCUAGUACAAGUGGUGUUCACCUUCCCCUGCAAAUCCAGAACCUGCUGAACAAUCCAAUUCAUCAUCAUCAAAAUGGUGGUCCUCCUCUUCGCAGCUGCAAUGGUGGGGGUAUGAACACAAACAGCUCUUCCAAACGAGGACAGCACCCCAGUUCUUCGAAACACGGUAAGAACAAUUAUGCGGUCCUUCCCGGGUCGUUGUAUAAUCAGCAACAAGGCGCCGUACGCGUCGCAAGCGCUUCCAACAGCGGCAGAAACACACACAAGUCCUCCGCUGCGGGCAGCACGGGGAACAACAGCCGGAAAAACUCCGCACAGUCACAUGCAGUGGUGUUUGGCGCUGGUGGGAAUGGUGCAGCAGCUGCAGCGCAUGGUACUAGUUUUAUUCCGGCUGCUGGUGCUGGUGCUGCUGGUGCUGCCCAUGGCGGCGGGUUUAUGCCUGCCAAUGCGGCUGGCUACAACAUGUUGGGAGGUGGAAAUAACAACUACCCGCCCGCCGGCUCGUUCCACCGUCCGACGGGGGAGCAGCUGCGUAACCAGGCUCGGCAGGAGCAAUUGCGUGCUUUCGAACGGUUGGAGAAGGAAAAGGAACUGCGGGAAAAGGAGCAGGCUGCGGAACGGGAGAGGCAGGCGAGUUGCGCUCUUGCAGCUGAUAUCAAAUGCAAAAAUGUCUUGUUCUGGAAGAUUCCGAAACUUGUCAUGCUAGUCUGGCAUGACUCUGAACUCUGUAUUGCAUGGCCGCGAAGAGCUCCUACUUCCUGUUAUGCAAAAACGCAGUUUCUCAUGCGGAGUACGCAACUCAGAACCAUGAAAAAAAAAUUGUCAUGCCUGGCAGCGCAUUACAGUGAGCUCACUACUGCCUUCCUUGCAUCACAAGUUUCCAGACCCAGACAUAUUUGCAUUUGAUAGCUGAGAAAGAACAUCAACAGCACCAAUCUGGAGCAACGCGUGCUGUUGGUUUAGCCCACAGUAACCGACACGCUGAUCUUCACGCUCCCCAGGGCAGCGGGAACAAGAAGACGAACAAAAGCAGUCUGAAGCAGAAGAAGUCAACCACCCCCGGAGGAGCCGCGGGGCAAGCUCAACCUGCGGCAACUACAACUCGGACUUCUCUGGGCGAAAAGGCGAAAAACGCACGGAAAGUGGCCCAGAACAUAAGAGGCAGGAGAAGUGCGCAGGACAUUGCAGCCGGUCGUGGUGGUGUGCAGAAUGUCAAUAAACAGCAGGGUGUAGCCACUGGUUUGUCUAGCAGUAAGAACAAGAAAGCAGGAAGUACUGGUCUAUCUUCAGGAGGUCUAUCGGCUCCUCCACCAGCCGGGGGACAAAGUGCGAAAAGCAAGAAGUCCCCCGCUGCGGCCUUCGUUGGUAAUACUACUACUACAUCUGAGCAGGCUGACCGGCUGGCCAGUAAAAAACACAUGA
Amoebophrya sp. A120 is the source of this 3531-nucleotide messenger RNA. The record is from the annotation of a GenBank genome assembly. Lineage: Eukaryota; Dinophyceae; Syndiniales; Amoebophryaceae.